GUUGCACCGGUACUGCUUCGUUGUGACCAGUUCCAAUCAUCCGGCCGCGCUGCACGAACUUGCCAUUCCCUUUUGACUGGCUGUGUGUCCAACAGCGACCCCGAACGAUACGGCCAACUAUUUUUAACAAGGGCAUUGUUGUCUGUUUCUCAUUAUACUUUUCAUUGCAAUUCUACAGCAUGUCGUUUUGAGCAGUGUUGUUGUUGAACCUCUAUUUCGGGACAUUAUCCUAUGGCGAUUCGAUCUGCCCAUUCAGAGCAGGUCGUCAUUUCUCCAAGGUCUGGGGUGUCUCACUGCCUUGUUUCUGACAGCAUAACUUCAUUCGCUCGGUGUCAUGUCCUCAGCCGAACUCGCGGCAUCAUGGACCUUCUCGCAGUCGAACCAACAAGAUGGGAACCCCAUAGGGCCUGGAGCACAUGACAGCAUACAUCGCACAUCGGACGGUGAGAUCAGCUCUGCACAGCCUCCUUCUCAACCUUACCAAGAUACAUUCGAUUCCGAAGUGCAGUCAGAGCUGUAUGCAAGACACGGCGGGAACACCAGUUUCACGCCUGCACGCCUUCGAAUGCCUUCUGAUGCGUCCCAGAACCACUCGCUCAGCGAGGGCGUUGUCGGCAGUAGCUCGUGGCACAAUCAACCAUUUCAUGGUGAUCUCGCAGGUUUGACGCCGCAGACAACAGACACUCCUGGUCAACCGGCAAGAAACUCGUUCUUGUAUGGAAACCAGCUACUCACACCUACGUCAAUGACGACCAUUCGGGAUUGCUCGCCAGGAAGCCUCUUGAUACCGGGUCGAACAAGGAUCGACGGAGCCUACAAUGUAACGGGUGUUGCACAACACCAGCCUCCCUGGCCAGCACCCGCCCAAGUGUUGCAAUACUCGUCACAUUUGCAAAUCCCUCACGCGUCACAGGGGCAGAAUGUGCCACAAUUCCAUCUGCCUCUCACGGAGUACAACUUGUGCAACGCGGACACAACGCCGGAAUCAUCUUCGAAUCCGGGACACAAUCCCGCGACACAACACAAAUACAAUGAUCCGCCCACGGUCUCUCAGAAUGACUGGCAACCUUUGCAGAAGAGCGCGGAUUCGAGACAGCACAAUACAAUCGCAAUGCCUGCUUCAUCAAGUCAUUCUUCAAUGAUGCUGUUAGGGCCACACAUGCUCUACAAUCAAGAUCGACAUCGACUUGAACAUCCUUACCAAUUGGCAUCGGUGCACAAUCCGACCAGAAAUGAUAGCAAAACGACUACCGACGUUCCUCUAUAUACUUCGCACCACACACAUGAGGUUCAUGAAGCACCCAUACCAGAGCAGCCACGGUUCGAUCAAAAUUACCACGAAAUCAACCUGCGAUCGAUAUUCACAAAUGUCCACCAUGGGUCAUUGAUGGGCAUCGACGAGAAAUUAUUAACAAUGUCGGCGUAUUACCUCUCCCAUAUAGAGACCCAAGGCCUCCAUCUAGAUUGCCAGGACCCAAACGGCGCAGAGAACGAAUGCAUCCGCAACCAACGCACUCGCGAUUGGGACAUUUUCAACCACGCCUGGCUUACAGCGCUCCAGCGACAGCUCGAACUGACCCAUCACUCCACACAAGCACAACAUCCGUUGCGCGAUGCCGCUUCGGUCAUGGAUAUACCGGCGCUCGAGGGCUUGGCAGAUGAGCUCGUUCGGCUGUGCGACAGAGUGGACAAGUAUGGAUUGGUAGACUUCCAGAUGGGCGUUGCCGAAGAUGAGAUUAUCGAUCUCAUCCUUCGUUGUCUGGCCGCCUUGGAACCUAGGCAAGAUGAGCCUUCCAAUUCCAUCGAAACAGAUUGAUCCGCCCGUUUCUGUCAGGAGGCAGCUGAUUCUCUGCCCUCAAUUCAAGAACAUGGAAAAGCUGGCGAGGGAUAAACUGCCCUCGACCAUUUCGAGCCAAAGAAGAUAUAUCAGCACUGAGUGAAACCGAUAUGCCAACACUGCUAUCCCUUCUCUUUUGACUAUGCCCAGGACGCGAAUUCACUGACCAAGAUCUCCUCGGCGGACACGUCAAUACCAUCAGAAAUCCUUUUUUCUCGUUUUGAGAAUAGACUAGGGCCAACAAUCCCGCCGACGACCA
Dissoconium aciculare CBS 342.82 is the source of this 2096-nucleotide messenger RNA. RefSeq lists its product as uncharacterized. The transcript has 3 exons. The coding region runs from base 335 to 1816 and encodes 493 amino acids. Lineage: Eukaryota; Fungi; Ascomycota; Dothideomycetes; Mycosphaerellales; Dissoconiaceae. The record is from RefSeq and is a predicted model, not a curated record.